AUGGCGACCGCAGCUGCUCAAUCUGGCAAGGGCCAGGUCUACUUCCUCUCGCAUGGCGGGCCGCCCACGAUGUUCGAGACAACAAGCGCACCGUACAAGGCCUGGCAGAAGUAUGGGAAGAUGAUCGAAGCCGAGAAACCUCGUGGCCUUGUUGUCGUGUCUGCGCACUGGGAGAACCCUUCUCACUCGGACGGCGUUGUUGUCAACACCGACUCGUCCAACCCCCUCGUGUACGACUUCUACGGGUUCCCGAAGAAUUACUACGAGCAGAAGUUUGCGUCGCGCGGUGACCCGCAGAUGCUCAAGGACGUGACGGCCGCGCUUAAGUCAUCUGGCGUCGAGGCCAGCACAGACAAGCGCGGGCUCGACCACGGUGUGUGGGUUCCCUUCCUUGUCGCGUUCGCCGGCAAGACGGCCAUCCCGAUCGUGCAGGUCUCACUACCUGGUGACUCGAACCCCGUGUCGGCCGCUAAGCUUGGCAAGGCCCUCUCCACCCUCCGUGACGAGGGCUACAGCAUCAUGGGUUCGGGACAGGCCGUGCACAAUCUCCGUGACUACAUGAUGGGGGGCAAGGGCUCAUACGGCGACGCAUUCCUGCACGCGAUCGAGGGAGCCCUGCAUUCAGACGCUCCUGCAGAGGGCGCAAUUGGCCUCUUCCGGCACCCCGCAUACCGCCAGGCUCACCCCACGCCUGAGCACCUCCUCCCGCUCGUGGUUGCGGCCGCAGCGGCUGACCCAAAGACGGACGCACUGCAGGACAUCUUUGUGCAGCCCAACGGGCCGCUCGGAUGGGGCAUGUGGAUGUGGAAGCCGAAGGCUGCGCUGUGA
Molecule: messenger RNA, 828 nt
Organism: Cutaneotrichosporon cavernicola
Lineage: Eukaryota; Fungi; Basidiomycota; Tremellomycetes; Trichosporonales; Trichosporonaceae
Exons: 3
Coding region: 1-828 (275 amino acids)
Molecular function (GO): zinc ion binding; ferrous iron binding; oxidoreductase activity, acting on single donors with incorporation of molecular oxygen
Source: RefSeq, a predicted model, not a curated record